Gadus morhua (Atlantic cod) is the source of this 1521-nucleotide messenger RNA. Its product is annotated as thymidine phosphorylase. The record is from RefSeq and is a predicted model, not a curated record. NCBI's taxonomy places the organism in Eukaryota, Metazoa, Chordata, Actinopteri, Gadiformes, Gadidae. Bases 135 to 1481 code for a protein of 448 amino acids. Gene Ontology annotation, biological process: pyrimidine nucleoside metabolic process; pyrimidine nucleobase metabolic process. The transcript is spliced from 10 exons. Gene Ontology annotation, molecular function: 1,4-alpha-oligoglucan phosphorylase activity; pyrimidine-nucleoside phosphorylase activity. Gene Ontology annotation, cellular component: cytosol.
ACCUCCACGUCAGCUGCUCUCCCAUUGGUCAGUUCCCUGCGUUCUGCUCUCCCAUUGUCUCUGACGUCUACAGUUUGAAUUUUACGAUACGGACCGAGACCACAGAAUCAUUCCCCAGCAACUAUCAGGCCACCAUGCUGUCCAUUCCAGAUCUGAUCAAGAAGAAGAGGGACGGCAAUGCCCUCAGUGAUGAUGACAUCCAGUUCUUCCUCCAGGCUGUAGUUGAGAACAACAUACAGGAAGCUCAAACAGGGGCGAUGCUGAUGGCCAUCUUCAUGAAGGGCAUGGUUGCCACGGAGACGAUGGCCCUGACCAAAGCGAUGAAGCUGUCGGGGGAAGUGCUGUCGUGGCCCGAGGAGUGGGCGGGGCUUGUGGUGGACAAACACUCCACUGGCGGCGUGGGAGAUAAAGUGAGCCUGGUGCUAGCGCCAGCGCUAGCGGCCUGUGGCUUGAAGGUUCCAAUGAUCAGUGGGCGGGGCCUCUCUCAUACUGGAGGAACUCUGGAUAAACUGGAAUCAAUCCCAGGGUUUAAUGUCAGCCAGCCAUUCCCAAAGCUGCGGUCAAUUCUGGCGGAGGUGGGCUGUGUGAUCGUGGGUCAGACUGUCUCUCUGGUCCCAGCGGACCGCAUCCUCUAUGCCCUGAGGGACGCCACCAGCACUGUGGAAAGCCUGCCCCUCAUCACCGGGUCCAUCAUCUCUAAGAAGGCAGCAGAGUCUCUGAACUCCUUGGUCCUGGACGUCAAGUUUGGGAGAUCAGCUAUCUGCAAAGACCUAGCUAGCGCUAAGGCGCUAGGAGAGUCCCUGGUGACCGCCGGUAACAACCUGGGCAUGAAUACGAGGGCGGUGUUUACCCACAUGAGCAAUCCUAUUGGUCGAUGCAUCGGCAACAGUGUGGAGGUCAUCGAAUCACUGGAGACCCUGAAGGGAAAAGGACCCAGCGACCUGAUGGAGCUGGUCAGCACCCUGGGGGGCGUGUUGCUGGUGAUGACAGGCAAAGUGAGCAGCCUAUCGGAGGGCGGCAGAUUGAUCACUGAGAGUGUGACUGGUGGAGCAGCUCUGGCUAAGUUCCAGGCCAUGAUGGUAGCUCAGGGCGUGUCCAAUGAGAAUGCUCAAUCGCUAUGCUCCGCCCAAGCAGACUACCACCGCAUCCUGAGGAGAGCAGACCACCAGACAGAGCUACGCACACACACCCAGGGGGUUGUCAUGGAGAUCGAUGGGCUUGUCUUGGCCGAGGUCCUCCAUCAGCUUGGGGCAGGGCGAACGAAUGCUGGAGAACCUAUCAAUCACAGUGUCGGGGCGGAGCUACUGGUGUCAUUGGGUGAAAGUGUAAAUAAAGGCCGCCCCUGGUUACGGAUCCACUUUGAGAGUCCGGCUCUGACCCCAGACCAGACGAGUCGUUUGGAGGGCGCUCUGACUCUCGGUGGAUCAGGAGACAAACCUCUCCGAGGAUCACUAAUCGAGGAGAUGAUCCCGCCCAUGUGACCUGUCAGUCAUUGCCUUUUAAUGAAGUCUAAUAAAAUGU